Messenger RNA from Megalops cyprinoides (Indo-Pacific tarpon), 3031 nucleotides. Its product is annotated as E3 ubiquitin-protein ligase MYLIP-A. Gene Ontology annotation, biological process: ubiquitin-dependent protein catabolic process. The transcript is spliced from 7 exons. Gene Ontology annotation, cellular component: cytoskeleton. Lineage: Eukaryota; Metazoa; Chordata; Actinopteri; Elopiformes; Megalopidae. The coding region runs from base 147 to 1562 and encodes 471 amino acids. Gene Ontology annotation, molecular function: ubiquitin-protein transferase activity. The record is from RefSeq and is a predicted model, not a curated record.
GCUGGGAGAUAGUCAACAUCAGGCAGAAAGGGAGACUGAGGAAGUGAAUGAGGGCUUGAUGUAGGGUGUUUAGCGAAGGAGACGAAGAGUUUAGCUUGUUUUCCACAUAGGAAGGACAGACCAAAGAUAAAUUAUUGCAACCCAAAAUGCUUUGCCACGUUACGCGUCCGGAUUCGGUGGUAAUGGAGGUAGAGGUUGAUGCGAAAGCAAACGGGGAAGACUGUCUGAAUAAGGUUUGUAGGAAGUUGGGAAUCAUAGAGGUGGAUUACUUUGGGCUCCAGUAUUCUGGCAGCAAAGGUGAGAAUUUGUGGCUAAAUUUGAGGAACAGGAUCUCCCAGCAGAUGGACAGCUUGACUCCAUGCAGACUGAGGCUUCGAGUCAAGUUCUUUGUGGAGCCUCAUCUCAUACUGCAAGAGCAGACGAGGCACCUCUUCUUCAUGCACGUGAAGGAGGACCUCCACAGCGGUCACCUGCACAUGGGCCCGGAGCCGGCGGAGCAGCUGAGUGCCCUGCUGGCCCAGGCCGAGUUCGGGGACUACAACCAGAACACUGCCAAGUACUGGUACACGGAGCUGUGCGGCACGGUGCCAGACACGGCAACAAUCAACAGCAUCGUCUCGAAACACAAGGCGCUGGAGGGGCUGAGCCAGGCCUCGGUGGAGUACCAGGCCCUGCAGCUGGUGUCCUCCCUGGAGCACUACGGGGUGGAGUGGCACUGGGCCCGCGAUGCCGAGGGCCAGCGGAUGGCCAUUGGAGUGGGCCCAGAGGGCAUCACCAUCUGCAAGGAGGACUUCAGCCUCGUCAACAGGAUAUCUUACCCAGUAAUACAGAUAGCAACCCAAUCAGGAAAGAGUGUGUAUCUGACUGUCACCAAGGAUACCAGUGACAGCGUGGUCCUGCUCUUCAAGCUGAUCAGCACCAGAGCUGCCAGUGGACUGUACCGGGCCAUCACAGAGACGCACGCCUUCUACAGGUGCGACACGGUCACCAACGCGGUCAUGAUGCAGUACAGCCGCGACUUCAAGGGCCACCUGGCCUCGCUCUUCCUCAACGAGAACAUCAACCUGGGCAAGAAGUACGUCUUCGACAUCCGCCGCACGUCCAAGGAGGCGUACGACCACGCCCGCCGGGCGCUGUACAACGCCGGCGUGGUGGACCUGGCGCCGCGGGCGGGCGAGCGCACGCCCUCGCGCUCGCCCCUCCGGGCCACGCAGGGCGAGGCGGACUGCGGCAGCUGCGCGCAGACCCGCGCCCUGCAGGAGAGGCUGCGCAAGCUUCAGGAGGCGCUGCUGUGCAUGCUCUGCUGCGAGGAGGAGAUCGACUCCGCCUUCUGCCCCUGUGGUCACAUGGUCUGCUGCCAGACCUGCGCCGCCCAGCUGCAGUCGUGUCCCGUGUGCCGGUCGGAGGUGGAGCACGUACAGCACGUCUACCUGCCCACCUGCACCAGCCUACUGAACCUGACGGUGACGGGCAGUGCCCCCGUGCCCAACCGCCGGCCGCCCGCCCCGCCCAGCUGCACUACCAAGGACUACAGCACCAAUGAGAAGAUCUGCCAGACGUAAAGGAGGCGUGCCCUCCUGGCCACGCAUGCUAGCGUCUCCACGUUCCGUUUGUUAGCAUCCGUUCGUUUUGUUAGUGUUUGUUUUUGUGUUCGUUUGCCGCGCCAACUACCUUGUUACUCGGACAGGAAUUUCAAUCAGCUGUCGCAGAAUUAUUUUUAAAAAGCCAAUGAGGAUGUGUGUGUUUUUUGUGUUAAAGAUAUAUGCAGAUUUUUUGUUGGUUUGGUUUUAAUUAACGUGUCAGUUGAUCUGAUGAGCACUAGUGAUAGGAUUUUUUUUUUUUCUUGGUCCUCCAUAUUUUCUGCAGAACUAUUUUUGGCGCACAGCCUGAAACUUUUAUAUGAGGAGGAAAUUCUGUUGAAUUUUAUUAAGCAGUAAACCACACAUAUUUGUUCGUUUUUAUUCAUUAUGCAUUUUUAAUAUUGCUUUUACUCUUGUUUUCACAUCCAAAAACUUUGGUUUAGUAAUGUAGAAGAAAUGCAGUCGUGUGUGUGCGUUUUUGUGUGCAUUUGAAUUCCACAUGGUUUUCUCGCCAAUGAAGAGGUGUUUUGGGGAAAGCACAAACCUAGUCCAGCACUGAGUCCUGAAUAGAUCAGGGAUGCCUCGUGACUGCUGUGGUGUUGGUUCAUUCACAUGCAGAUCUAAGCGUUCUGGAAUUUUAACAGCACUCUGAAGGCGUUGUGUCCGUAGCUAUCAGUCCCCCGACAGCCCGGAUAAGUGGAGUUCACAUCGGGUGUUAUUGACACUUUUGGUAGAGGCAGUUCGGUGUUUCUCACUGACCAUUAGUUAGAGCAAUCAGAAUUUUUGGAGGAUAGCUGGAAAGAGGGAAACCUUCAUUUGUGCAAAAUCCACUCCUCAGAAUGCCACACCAGAAAAAAACUAAAAGGAUUUAACUUAUUUAGUUUGAACUUGACUAUCUCUGAUCAUAUUUGUAGGUUUGAUAUGAAACAAAAUUUGAGGUUUUUUGCCAUGGGAGUUAGUGCUGGCCACUAGUUUGUGCUUUUUAGCCCAACUUUUUUUUUUUACUUUUACUUUUACUUUUAUGUGGUCGACUAGUGAGUUCUUUAAUUUUAAAGGGUACUAGAAGAUCUGCCAGUGCAAUAUUAGAUGCUUUGGAAAGCAAAAGAGUUUGGUGAGUGGGGAGGAAAAAGAGGAGAUAAAAUCUACACUGUCACUUUAUCACAGAGGAUUCCCAAGUGUAUUACUCAUAGGGUUCUGCCUUAAUGUAGCAACACAAUGUGUCCUGUGUGCAUUCUGGGUCUUUGCACAGACAUUUGUCAAAAAAAAAAGAAUAGAAGAGGAUUUUCUUUCUUAUUUUAUAUGCUGACAAGUUACAGCACUGUCACUGCAGGGGACAUAUGUCAAUUUGUAUAACUAGGCUUGGUUUCUUUUUCUUUCUUUUUUUGAAAGCAAAAGCUACUCUGUAAAUGUAGAAAUAACAGAUCUUUUAUAUUUCUUGGAGGAAAGGUAUC